AUGACUGAACCAACGUCGGCCAAUGCUGGUAACAUCGUGACUACAGGAUUGACUAAGCCUGUAGCCAAGCCUGUCGCGGAGCCUGGACUUACAUCCCUGGAACAUGUUCAUCUCCCACGCAUCUCUAUCAAGUUCUGUACUCAGUGUCGGUGGAUGCUACGGGCUGCCUAUUUCGCCCAAGAACUCCUCUCAACCUUCGGCACAGAUCUAGGCGAAGUCGCCCUCGUCCCCAUGACAGGUGGAGUAUUCACCGUGACGAUCUGGCAUGCGGAGACAGAAAGCGCCAGCGGAGGUGAGGCCAAGACUCAAGAAAUUAUUCUUUGGGAUCGCAAGAGAGAUGGUGGAUUUCCUGAGGUCAAGGCUCUGAAAUCUCUUGUGAGGAAUGUUAUUGCCCCGGAAAGAGAUUUGGGACAUACAGAUCGGGCGUUGAAGCAGCAAGCGGAGAAGGAGGAGAAGAAGGAAGAGAAGGAAGAAGAAAAGGAAAAGCAGGUUGCGGGAGAGAAAAAGGAAGUAUGUGAGGAUUGCGUAUGA
Molecule: messenger RNA, 531 nt
Organism: Penicillium verhagenii
Lineage: Eukaryota; Fungi; Ascomycota; Eurotiomycetes; Eurotiales; Aspergillaceae
Product: Rdx family protein
Exons: 3
Coding region: 1-531 (176 amino acids)
Source: RefSeq, a predicted model, not a curated record